Messenger RNA from Pieris brassicae (large cabbage white), 1525 nucleotides. RefSeq lists its product as uncharacterized. The coding region runs from base 185 to 721 and encodes 178 amino acids. The transcript is spliced from 6 exons. The record is from RefSeq and is a predicted model, not a curated record. Lineage: Eukaryota; Metazoa; Arthropoda; Insecta; Lepidoptera; Pieridae.
CACACAGUAAUGUCAGGCGCUCCGACAUUCAGACAUACGAUUCACGAGCGAAGCACGCGUUGUUUGCCGCGCAAUUCAGUGUUUUGUGCGAACUUAUACCCAGUGUUAGUGAUUGUGCCUGUAUUUCUGGUUUAAACAGAGGUAUCAUGAUAUAAAGAACAUUCGAUAAACACAAAAUACCAAAAUGAAGAGAUUGCAAACUUUUUGUUGUUGUGCGUCCACGCGGACUGGCUCCAUCAUCACAGCAUGUCUUGGAAUAAUCCUGGCAAUAGCUACAAUUAUUAUGAUAUGGGUUCUCGACAGGCAUAAUGUAUCCUACAGGACAUUUAUAUUCGCUGAAGACUUUGACAAGAAACUUGCCGACAUGGACAUUCCAAGGAUAAUAUUAACAAUCAACCUGUGUUUUACCGUCCUCAUCUGUGGCCUUCUAAUCAUAGCAGUUUUAAAGACAUCGUACUCGAGACGAUCCUGGUUAAUGCUACCCUGGGUGGUGUUAGGUAUAGUACUGGCAAUCGGGCUUCUGAUUAGUAUCCUUCAUACCUCUAUCACAUAUUACUUGGAUGAGCAAGACCGGACUAUUCUCGCCACGUUUAUAUUGAUUGGUGGACUAAUAUAUUUAUGCAUAUAUUUGUACCUGUGGGCGAUUGUGUUCAGCCACUACCUAGAUGUUCGCGACGAGGAAGAGCGCGGAAGAUAUAGAAAGGCGCCUUACAAACGAUAAACCAAUUCAUUUUAAUUUAUUUUUGUGACUGACGUAUGCUUAUUUAAUUAACAACUAAGAUAUUGUAUUUAGCAUAUAAUUUAAAACAGCGUUGUUUCAAAUAUGUUUACGUGAAGUUGUAUACACCAAAAAUAAUUUAAAUUAGUUAUUUUUCUUUUCUCACAAAGGUAAAUGCAUGUCUGUGUGAUAAAUACAAAAAGCUCCUAGCAACACGUAAACUUAAACUUAACAUGACUAAAAGAGAUUCCACGUGUAAUGAAAGAAAAUUUGUACACAUUCUUAUUGAAAAAUUGAUCUACUUAUCCAGGAAACUAUUUAAGUCUGGCUUCCAUACGUCAAAACUCGUGACUAGGCCUUCCACAUGGAGUUAACCAAUUGUUUACCUUGUUAGUGACCGUGUGACUCGCGGUUCCAGUUUUAUAUGGAAUACAAAAAUAAAUUCAUAUUCAUUAUACAUUCAAUGCAACUUUUCAAAGCAACACCGUAAUAAAUAGUUACUAUUAUGGAGUACAAACAAAGUGCCUUAAGUUACCUAAUACUGAGUACGACUCUUGUAUGUCAAAAACGUAUUGGAUUUGUUAUACAGGAGUCAUACUUGCUCCAUUUAUUACCCUUAUUGGUUUAUAUUGGUAACUGAUAUUACGAUUCCGAAUACUGUCCAAAGCAUGAUGAAUUUAAAAAAUAUAACUAUAUUAUGUACAAAGCGUAACAAUUACAUUGCAGAGUUUUACUUUAAUAGUUAUAAGUAAAUAUAUUUUGAUUUUAUAAUUAUGUUGAGUGUAUGUAAUGUUAAUUAAUAAUAAA